Messenger RNA from Penicillium paradoxum, 1620 nucleotides. Its product is annotated as glycoside hydrolase family 72 protein. The transcript is spliced from 5 exons. Lineage: Eukaryota; Fungi; Ascomycota; Eurotiomycetes; Eurotiales; Aspergillaceae. Gene Ontology annotation, molecular function: 1,3-beta-glucanosyltransferase activity. Gene Ontology annotation, biological process: fungal-type cell wall (1->3)-beta-D-glucan biosynthetic process. The coding region runs from base 1 to 1620 and encodes 539 amino acids. Gene Ontology annotation, cellular component: cytoplasm; fungal-type cell wall. The record is from RefSeq and is a predicted model, not a curated record.
AUGAAGUUUUCCCUGGUGGCACUAGCUACCCUGGUUGGGGCUGCUGUCGCCGAUCUUGACCCCAUUGUUAUCAAGGGAACCAAGUUCUUCUACUCCAGCAACAACACUCAGUUCUAUAUGCGUGGUCUUGCCUAUCAGCAGGAAACUACUGAUAGCAAUAGCUACAAGGACCCUCUGGCUGAUCCCGAGGCUUGUGCCCGUGAUGUUCCCAUCAUGCAGGAGUUGCGCACCAACGUGAUCCGUACCUACGCCAUCAACGCUUCCGCUGAUCACUCUGCCUGUAUGAAGCUCUUGUCCGAUGCCGGUAUCUACGUGAUUUCCGAUCUAUCCGAGCCCUCGCUCUCAAUCGACCGCAGCGAACCUGCGUGGAACACCGAUCUCUACGAACGAUACACUUCCGUGAUUGAUGAACUGGCCCAAUACACAAACACAAUCGGCUUCUUCGCUGGUAAUGAGGUUUCCAACACUGUCUCGACUUCCGAUGCCAGCGCCUUCGUCAAGGCUGCUGUCCGCGACAUCAAGAAAUACAUCAAGAAGAAGAACUAUCGCCCCAUGGGUGUCGGUUAUGCUACCGCGGAUGUGUCCAACAUCCGUGCGAACAUGGCCGACUACUUCAACUGCCAGGACUCCGACGAGACCAUUGACUUCUGGGGAUAUAACAUCUACUCGUGGUGUGGUGAAUCGACCUACUCCAAAUCCGGAUACAAAGACCGCACUGAAGAGUUCGCCGAUUAUACUGUCCCUGUUUUCUUCGCCGAGUACGGUUGCAAUGAGGUGCAGCCUCGCAAGUUCACUGAGGUCAAGGCUCUGUACGGCGAGACCAUGUCCGAGGUCUGGUCUGGUGGUAUCGUGUACAUGUACUUCCAAGAGGCCAACAACUACGGUCUUGUUUCCAUUGUCGACAGCACCAGUGUUAAGACCAUGUCCGACUUCAAAUAUUAUUCCAGCCAGAUCGCCAAUGUGGACCCCACGGGUACGAACAAGGCCUCCUACACACCCACCAAUACCGCUCUGCGCAGCUGUCCCACCGUUGGAUCCAAGUGGGGUGCUGAGGCCGAGCCUCUCCCACCCGCCGCUGAUAGCAAUCUGUGUGACUGCAUGUACGAUGCCUCUGCCUGCGUUGUGACUGAGUCACUCUCCGAGAAGAGAUACUCCAAGCUGUUCAGCACCGUUUGCGGCUACACCGAUUGCAGCGGACUGGCCGCCAAUGCCACCACAGGCGAGUAUGGUGCAUACAGCAUGUGCUCCACCAAGCAUCAACUUGCCUUUGCUUUGAACAAGUACUACCUUGAGCAGAACAAGGCCGCCGAUGCUUGCGAUUUCGCUGGAUCGGCUACCGUCAAGGCCGUCACCAAGGCUACCGGCACCUGCUCUUCGCAGAUGAAGGAAGCCGGAAGUGCGGGAGUGGGAACCAUCACCACCGAGGGUACUGGCAGCAAGAAGUCUGACUCCGAUUCCGACUCCGACUCCGACUCGUCCUCCUCGGCCUCUUCUACCUCAGCGACUUCCUCCAGCGGCGGCGCUAUGAACAUCCACUCCAGCGUGUCCUUCGGGUCUUUCCAGGUGGCAGCCUAUGUUGCCACCGCCCUACUGGCUGGUGUUGGAAUGAUCGCUCUGUAA